Messenger RNA from Lepus europaeus (European hare), 432 nucleotides. RefSeq names its product protein lin-28 homolog A-like. Bases 1 to 432 code for a protein of 143 amino acids. Lineage: Eukaryota; Metazoa; Chordata; Mammalia; Lagomorpha; Leporidae. The transcript has a single exon. The record is from RefSeq and is a predicted model, not a curated record.
AUGGGCUGCAGGUGCUGCAUUGUGCGCUUGGGGUUCAGCUUGGUUCGGCCAGUGCCAGGGUCGCAUUCAACUCUUGUGGUGGACUUGGUUGUGCACCACAGUAAUCUGCUCAUGGAGAGUUUCUGGAGCCUGAAGGAGAGUGAAGCAGUGGAGCUCACAUUCAAGAAGUCCAACAAGGGCCUGGAAUCCAUCUGUGUCACGGGGCCUGGUGGGGUGUUCUGUAUUGGGAGCGAGAGGCAGCCACAGAGGAAGAACAUGGAAGAGCACAGACCUAAAGGAGACAGUGGUGGUCUAGACCAUCAUGCCAAGGAGUGCAAGCUGCCAUCCGGCCAAGAAGUGCCACUUCUGCCAGAGCAUGAGCCAUACGGUGGCCUCGCGCUCCCUGUAGCCCCCAGCUCCCAGGGAAAAGCCAACAUUUUUUUGGGAGGGUAA